This is a messenger RNA of Coregonus clupeaformis (lake whitefish), 2538 nucleotides long. Its product is annotated as glycoprotein integral membrane protein 1-like. Bases 43 to 1128 code for a protein of 361 amino acids. The transcript has 8 exons. The record is from RefSeq and is a predicted model, not a curated record. Lineage: Eukaryota; Metazoa; Chordata; Actinopteri; Salmoniformes; Salmonidae.
CGGGGGGUGUUGUUUCCUCCACAAUCUUACGACAGCUAGAAGAUGGCGAUGAAACGAACAUCAAUUUAUGCUCUAUGUGUACUGUUUAUGUCAUUAAUUUUUGCUGAGUCGCCACCUCGGCAAUUAAACACGGAAAGCAUUCUGAUCAAUGUGACAGCAGGGCCAUUGGAUGAUACACAGGUGCAGGAGUCCAACAACUUGCAGAUCAACUUGAAUAUUUCAGUGGAUGAAGAUCAGGUGCUCAUCAAUGACAUCCCUGUGGAGUUGUCAGGGGUGACCAGGUUGAACUGCCAAGCCUUGCUGUUGGAUACCACCAAUGGCACAAGUGAAUUUGAAUCUGGUGACUAUGUCUCCACUGUCACCCGGGUGAUGGUGAGCCAGAAUCGCCUGUGGAGUGAUUCAGAAGAGGUGGUGUCUCUCCAAGUGUUCAGCGAGGUCAUCGAGAUGGAGGGGAAAAAGGUCCAGCAGCCAGAAAUGUGUGAAGUGAAGAUACUGAUGAGCCCCAAUUUCCAGACGCUUGCUCAGUAUACCAACACCUAUCCCAUUGGACACAGCGAGAUUUUCAGGAUCCCAAGGGAAAAUGAUGUGGUCAUCACAGAUCCAACAAAUCCUAAAAAAGCUGAAGACCAAGUGAUGUCCCAGACCACCAGUCAUUACCCUCUGAAGCAUGCUGACACCACCCAGGAGGAGACUGCUGCCCCAGGCAAGCUCCCAGAGACUCCCCUUCGCAUGGACCCAGACCUGCUGUAUGAUAACAAUGAUGAGGGUGAUGACUUGGGAGGGCUGUCGGAUCAGAUGCAGACAGAGGCACCGCUCAAAGAAUCUAUCUCUUCUUACAGUGCCAUGUGUCGAUGGGUGGAGGAGGUGAGGGACCGCUUGCGACGCUUCUGGUCUGAGUCCUUGCCCCUGUUCUUCUUGGUCAUGUGGGUGGUGGUGAUUGGUGUGGUUGGGUCAGCGGUCAUUGUCAAGAUCCUGGACAUGUUCUUCCCAACAUGCGAACACAAGGGAAUUUUCCAUUUAAAUCCUGUGACUCUGAUGCUGGAAGAUGAGAAACACACCCUGCUGGAGAACAUUGAAAUAGAGGCAGAGGAGGAGAAAAGGCCUUCAAUGAAAACUGAAGAAGGAUGAAGUGGAUGAGUCUGAUUACAUCUGUUGAAAACACAAGGCAUUAUGUGGUUAGAGAAACCAUCAUCUCUUUGUAGCACUUAUUACACAUGCAUUGCAUACACAACAUGAUUCACUUUAUUUCUCAAACAUUAUACCCUCCUCUCAAAACAUGAAUCUGAAAUGUUACUACUGGAAGCAGAGCUACCUACUGCACACUGUGUUACUUUUCAUAUUAUGAUUGUGUUACCUCACAGUGCCUCUGUAACGAUUCUACUUUGCAUUAUGAAAUACUGACUUAUUUUUGAUUGCUCAUUUCAUACUAUUUUAGCAUUCUGACUGGAUGAUACUGAGGAUUUGGUGUUUGGUGUUUGUUUGCAUGCAACUUUAAAUCAUAACAGAUUAACAGCUUUUAUUUACUGCAUUUUCAGCCAGUGCACAAUAUUAUGUUGGAGCCUCACCAAUGCAUUUGUUGUAAAAUGUCAACAACAAAACAUAUUUUGAUCUUGCUAUUGCAUUUUGACUGAACUUGACUGGCCUGUGCUUAGGUUCAUAAAAGGACAGGUGGUCCUAGUCUUGCACCCAUCAUUAUGAGUGCAGUGCAGAACAAAUAAUGAUCAAAUAUUAGAUCUCAUUCCAACCAUUUCAAUUGAUCGAGAAGAAACUGUUAGUUCCUAUAGCUGAAUGAUCUCUGGGGCAUAUUCACUUGACUCUUUGUCACAGAACAUUGCAGAUAGACCUGGAAAGUAUAGAACAGACAUUAACUGCAUUAGAGUCAUGCCCAGUCUAUACAUUCCAUUUCUGUUCACGCUGAAACAUUGCACUCUGAAUACACCCCUGCUGCUUUAUGCCUGUUUUUUAUGUGUUUUAACUUCAUUGAAAUGUAUGAAUGGUUACUGGAUGUUCUUUGCAAUGUGAAUUAAUGACAAUGGCCGUGCACAGUCAACAUAGACAUCUGAAGCUACACUUAUAGGACCUUAUACACUUUACCUUCAGUCUCAGAAUAUAGUUAUAGUCAAACCUACUCCUCUCCCAAUAGCUUAUUGGCUGGUUUGCCUCAAAGCAGGCUAGGCAUGGUCAAAAUAGAAUUGUAUCAAUGUGAUUCUCAAGACUAGGCGCCUGGUUGACUUACGCAUGGCAUUGAAUGGGGCCCUGGCACAUUGACUUUCUGCCUCAGAACUUAGUAGCCAUAGUAGGGAAUGCAGUUGGCUGUCAAUGUAACAGCUUCAUAAUAGGAAACUGCAUGCUGAUUUGAACUUGAGUGGGUGAAGUAGAACUUAAACAGUUAUUUUACCUCUUGCUUCUAUGGUGCCUCAAAAUUCAAUUUCAGUCUUGUGUUUUACUGAAGCAUGGGAGCAUGGCAUGUGUUUUCAUUCAAAUCAAACUGUACAUUGAAUUCCCAAAUCCUGCUCAAUAAAUGUUUCUGUAAAUGUU